Aspergillus pseudotamarii is the source of this 1375-nucleotide messenger RNA. RefSeq lists its product as uncharacterized. The annotation marks the transcript as partial. The transcript has a single exon. NCBI's taxonomy places the organism in Eukaryota, Fungi, Ascomycota, Eurotiomycetes, Eurotiales, Aspergillaceae. The record is from RefSeq and is a predicted model, not a curated record.
CGUCAGCAAGGCAUUGGUGGCAAAACCAUGAGGGUUUUCUUCAACAGCAUCUUCCGCUAGAAUAUACACCUUGUUCGUAGUGAUGUAGAUGCACCUGUGAUUCAUGUGCUAUCUUUCUCAGGAAUGUCCUUCGCCGUUAAAGAAGGAACCGCUGCUAAGAUAGUGCAACGUUCUUUUCAACAUGACAACAACCUGAUAUACUUCGCAUUCCUAAUAACCAAAAGCUAAUUCUCUCCGGAAUCCCAAGCCCUCAAAGCCUCUUUCCAUUCUCUCUUUCGAGGUAGCCAAAUUUCAAGUGAGCUUGUGUAGAAGCUUGAUCAAGAAUAAGCAUAGAACCAAGCCGGAACGUACAGUGGAAUGCUUGAUAUUGAAGUAAAAGGCGAGGACAUAUCUUACAUAGGCUUUAUGUUACUUGAAAAACCAAUGAACGGACCUGUGUAGCCUUAGUCUAGAGACGAAAUAAUAGUCACGUCGAGGGAUACAUAUUUACUACUGUGCCUCUGCUCCCGACUCUUCCGAUCAAUAAUCCAGCCUCGUCUAGCUAUAUUAAAGCGAGAUGAUCCCCAGAUAAUCUACUUCACAGAUGCUUAGGGGGUAGAAUUCAGGUUUAUUGUCAUCUUAUGUCAGAAUCGCCUCUGAUAUCAUUUCUGCCCGCCAAAUCUAAUGAGAUAUUGAACUGGUCGGUAAACUGCAUCAGUGCAAUCCAAUGAUGACCGUAGUAAAGGGACAUUUGGCACAUAAGGCAGCAUCCUCAAGCACAGAACAGCCUUGUUGGUACAGGUACAAAUAGCCGGAAUCAGCUCAUUAUCUUAACACGCAUUUCAAUCAUCAGAAAAGCAAUAUAAGUGACCUCAAUCUACCAAGAUGGGAUACAUGAACCAGCCAAAAUUCAUGAUGCUCUACACCUACGCCUUAGGAAGUGACUUUCAGAGUCCAGACAGUGAGCCAGCGGCAUGGGCUCCAGGACAUCCCUUUCGUCAGGGUCAAGAACUUGAUAAAAUUCACCUUGGGGGGAGUAGGGUUGUCCCUGUCCUUGAGUCCCGAUGGUCGAUUCCUUGCGCUCGGAGUAGAAAAGCACAUCCACGUCUAUUCUACCUUCACACGGGAACAUGUAGAGACCCUGGCAGGGCAUCUAGAUGACGUGUGGCAGGUGUUUUUUCGCUCUAAGUAUGAUCGGAUGAGGACUAUACACACUUGUCUCUCCUGCAGAGGGCUCGAUCGUGGUCUGGGAUCUUGACAGGGACGGGAAGAAUGUGUCUGCAGAGAAGAAUGAGCACAGAGUAGAUAUCGACACUCUUUCAGCCAGGGUAGCGGACACCGCUAUAUCCAAGCUUGUGGCUGAUCACGGCUGGAAACUAGGUGGAGAAGGGACCAA